UUCCAGGUUCCAGACCAAGCAGCAUGUCCGGCAUCGCGCAGACCCUGCUGCACAAGCGGGACCGGGACAGGGGCGUCGGCUCCAACAGCCAGGCGCUCAAGUACCUGAACCAGGAUUACGAGAGUCUGCGCGCGCUCUGCUUCGAGACCGGCUGCCUUUUCCAGGACGAGACCUUCCCGGCGCUCCCAUCCUCCCUGGGAUUCAAGGAACUGGGCCCCGGUUCCUACAAGACCCGGGGGGUGUCCUGGCAGAGACCCACCGAGUUGACCUCUGACCCCGAGUUCAUUGUAUCCGGAGCCACCAGGACCGACAUCUGCCAGGGAGCGCUGGGUGAGACACACACACAAACAAACAAACAAACAAAUUAACAAACACACACAUAUCUCCGG
Plectropomus leopardus (leopard coralgrouper) is the source of this 389-nucleotide messenger RNA. NCBI's taxonomy places the organism in Eukaryota, Metazoa, Chordata, Actinopteri, Perciformes, Serranidae. The record is from RefSeq and is a predicted model, not a curated record.